Messenger RNA from Scleropages formosus (Asian bonytongue), 600 nucleotides. It is a transcript of the gene fabp4b, whose product is annotated as fatty acid binding protein 4b. Lineage: Eukaryota; Metazoa; Chordata; Actinopteri; Osteoglossiformes; Osteoglossidae. Gene Ontology annotation, molecular function: lipid binding. The coding region runs from base 93 to 497 and encodes 134 amino acids. The transcript has 4 exons. The record is from RefSeq and is a predicted model, not a curated record.
UGACCGCCCUUAGGUGCUUGUUUUCCUUGGCUUGCAUCUGCUCUUGUGGCUGGGCGUCCACUGGCGCGGUUCGGUUCCCUUCGCUGGUCAACAUGGUUGAGAGGUUCGUGGGAAAAUGGAAGAUGAUCUCCAGCGAUAAUUUCGACGAGUACAUGAAGGCUCUAGGUGUGGGGUUCGCUACUCGGCAGAUGGGCAACAUGGCGAAGCCGAACCUGCUGAUUAGCGUGGACGAGCAGGGCUUCAUCACCAUGAAGUCGCAGAGCACCUUCAAGUCCACCGAGAUCAAGUUCAAACUCAACGAGGAGUUCGACGAGACCACGGCCGACGAUCGCAAGACGAAGACGGUGGUGACGCUGGAGGACUGCAAGCUGGUGCAGAAGCAGCGCUGGGACGACAAAAUCACCACGAUAGAGAGGGACGUGCAGGACGACAAGCUCGUGGCGAAAUGCAUAAUGGGUGAUGUUGUGGCUGUGAGGACAUAUGUGAAGGAAGCAUGAUUCAGGUUUGAGGACUCCUCUUCUGGUCAACUGGUGUUUACUGCUUGUUACAACAAAGCCUUCUCUACUGAACAAAAAAAAAUAAAGUCAAAUUGAAAAUGGA